Callorhinchus milii (elephant shark) is the source of this 2887-nucleotide messenger RNA. RefSeq names its product GTP binding protein 6 (putative) (gene gtpbp6). The transcript is spliced from 10 exons. Gene Ontology annotation, cellular component: cytoplasm. The record is from RefSeq and is a predicted model, not a curated record. Gene Ontology annotation, molecular function: GTP binding; ribosome binding. Bases 1 to 1653 code for a protein of 550 amino acids. Lineage: Eukaryota; Metazoa; Chordata; Chondrichthyes; Chimaeriformes; Callorhinchidae.
AUGCCCUUCGGGGGGAGUGCGUCGACGCUCCGUUGGCUGCGCCGCCUCACGGGAGGUCGGGCGCUCAGGACCUGCGCUGCGCGGCCGCCGGUGCCGGUGCCCCUCGGCCCCGAGGGGCGCCCCGAGGGGAAGAGCGUCCCCGCGCGCCCCGAGAGCGGCCCUCCGCCCGCAGCCCAGUGCCGCCGCAGCGCUCGCCCCUUUGCCACGGGUCAGCGCCGCUUCAAGAGCGGGGAGACCGUCAGCAGCGGCGGCCGCUCAAGUCGCGGGAAGCGAAGCGCGGGGGAAGGCGGACCGGUGAGCGACGAUGAAGGGGAACGUGACGCGGACGAUGCUGAAUUCGAGGAACUGCUUCAGGAACAACUCCCCACCCUCCCCGAAGGGGGUCACAGAGUGUUUAUUGUCCACCCGGAUGUCAAGUGGGGAGCAAAGAAGCAACGCCUAACAACAGGUGAACUUCAGAUGGCUGAAGCAGUUGCUCUCGUGAACACCCUGCCCAACUGGAGAGUUGUAGAUAAAAUCAUUCUUUCCACCAAACAGCCAGAUAACAAGCUCAUUUUUGGUAAAGGCAAUUUCCAGACACUUACAGAAAAAAUAAAAGGGCUGCCACAGAUCACUGCGGUGUUCAUGAACGUUGAAAGGCUGUCAGCAUUAUCAGAGAAAGAGAUGAAAGCUGCCUGGGGAGCAGAGGUGUUUGACAGGUAUACAAUCGUUCUGCAUAUCUUCCGUUGUAAUGCUCGCACCAAAGAAGCCAAACUGCAGAUAGCACUGGCAGAGGUUCCGUUCCUCAGGUCACGACUGAGAAACGAAUUUGCUCACUUAGAUCAGCAAGGCGGAGGAUCUAGAUACAUUAUGGGUUCAGGAGAGACGUACAUGGAGGUGCAGCAGCGGCUCCUGAAGGAGAGGGAACUAAAGAUCAGAGGCGCCUUAGAGAAGCUGAGGAGGAAACGACAAUUACUCAGGACUCAACGCAAGCGCAGGGAGUUUCCGGUUAUUUCGAUCAUGGGCUACACAAACUGUGGCAAAACAACCCUGAUUAAGGCUCUGACCGGAGACUCGGGACUGGAGCCUCGAAAUCAGCUGUUUGCUACGCUGGAUGUCACAGCUCAUGCUGGCGUGCUGGCCAGCCGUAUGACCGUCAUUUACGUUGACACCAUUGGAUUCCUCUCACAGCUUCCUCACAACUUGGUUGAAUCGUUCUCAGCCACACUAGAGGAUGUAGCAUACUCCGACAUUAUCGUUCAUGUCAGGGACAUUAGCCACCCUGAAACCACAAACCAAAAACUGAAUGUGCUGAACGUCCUCAGGAAUCUCCAGCUUCCAAACCAACUCUUGGAUUCCGUGAUUGAAGUGCACAAUAAAAUUGAUCUCGUAGAUGGGUUUUCUCCCACAGACCCUGACACAGUAGCGGUUUCUGCGCUACGGGGCGACGGUCUGGAAGAGCUGAAAAAUAAAAUAGAAGAAGCGGUUCUGGGAGUGACUGGAAACUCGAUCCAGACGUUUACAGUCAAUUUGGCAGGUCCUCAACUGAGUUGGCUGUAUAAGGAGGCUACGGUGCAGGAAGUGGACGUCUUGCCUGACGAUGGUUUGGCGAACGUGCGGGUGAUCAUCAGCAGCUCCGCUUACGGCAAGUUCAGGAAACUCUUUCAGCCGUGAAGGGAGCGCCGCGGAGAAUGGCUUUCCGAUGCAGAGGACUUGCACCACUACCAAAACAAAGGAAGACAACCUGCAGAUAGAUUGCUUGUUCCUCCAGGAAAUUAGAGUGCAUGGCUUGUGUGUCAGGUCAGCGAUGGAGCUACGAGGUUGCUGCAGGGGAAGGCUUUGGAAAAAUCAGAAUCCUGUCUGCCACUUGGUGCUGAUAAGGCUCGUUCCAUUUGGAUGGUAGUGAUAUUUAUAUGAUACACGCACGCGAGAGAGAAGGGAACAGGAGGGUGUGAGGCGGUAAGUGAACAGCGGGAGGAGACUCGUGUGGAGUAUAAACACCGGCACGGAUUAGUUGAACCGAAUGGCCUGUUUCCGUGCUGUACAUUGUAUGUAAAUAUGGACCUCAGGUGGGAGUGCUGCAGUGCAGUGCCCCCCCAAGAAACAUUAAUCUGUUCCUGAUCGCCACCCAGCAACUCCCACUGGAAACCCAGACGGGGUUGUCGAGCAUUCAGCCAACGAGCUCAGUGACGGUCACUGUCUGAAUGGACGCCUUGCAAGAGGUGCUGGAGAAGACCAAUAGCAUUCGGGAAACUUACUCCCGGUAUCAACUCCAUCCCCUUCAGAAGAUGAAGGACAAAUAGAGAAGAGUAAAUAGAACCAAUGAUCAUGUUCUGCACAGUCCUGUGUUUUAUCCAACGCAGGUAGUGACAGAUGUUAUUCACUUUAGGUGGUUACCGAAUGGCUCCGUGUAACAUUUUCUGGCUCAGUUAGAUAGUAAGCGCUCUUGCCUCUGAGUGGGCUCAGGCCCCAUGUCAGGAAUUUGUAAGUCGAACUGCAUAGGAUUUACACAAAAGAAAUACUGUACUCGAAGACUGACGGGAGUUUCUCCUGGUGUCCUGACCGACAAUCCCCCGUAUAAAUUUGUGUUCUCUCACUCUCUCUUAAUACUGAGGUGUAACUAUCUGUUGAAUACUUUGCUUCCUCUGCAUGGAGGAAAGUUGGGGCAAAUUCCAUUCAUAACAUUGCACCUUGUAUUCAAGUUCAUUUAUCCCUUUCCCUUAGUGCAUUCCACUGGCCAAAUUAUCAGCAAAGGAGCCUCCAAUUUUUUCUCCUCUUGGCCUCACACUGUUAUCAUAGGAUUUACUGUGGAGUAACUGUUUAUUUGUUGGUGAAUGUGACUACCAACUUGCACGCAACCAUGUCUCACAAACAGCCGUGAAGUGAGUGACCAAUCUUAUCUGGGAGA